AUGUGUUUAACAGGCCGCUCUCCCCGCACACAUGCUGCACAGACUCUGCAGCUGACCAGGGGGCCUGAGGACGAAGCCGGUCCCCUGGGAUGACCAAACCACCCUUUCUCAGACACCCAUUUGUCGUACCCUCCUCCCUCUCCCUCGCAGUGGCUGACCCCGCAACCAGCAGGGGUCAGCUGCGCAGAAGGAGGCCCCCCCCUUCCCUGCACCCCAACCCAGGGUCCGGAGCCGCGGCGUAAAUCAGCGGCUGCUCAUCGCGGGAACCCUGCUCUGCCCGGAGUCUCAGCCCAGCCUGGCACCAUCUGUCCCGGGUCUCUGACGCAGAGACAGCGCCGCCAAGGUGGGUUCCCACUGACCUGCUGCACCCUCAGGUCGGACCUGAGACCAGAGACAGAUCCAUCACACUGGAGUCUGGACAUGGUGGAAGGGGCUCAGAAUACAGUAAGCUGA
Xyrichtys novacula (pearly razorfish) is the source of this 453-nucleotide messenger RNA. The record is from the annotation of a GenBank genome assembly. NCBI's taxonomy places the organism in Eukaryota, Metazoa, Chordata, Actinopteri, Labriformes, Labridae.